Messenger RNA from Clarias gariepinus (North African catfish), 3632 nucleotides. RefSeq names its product fidgetin. Bases 268 to 1122 code for a protein of 284 amino acids. The transcript is spliced from 2 exons. NCBI's taxonomy places the organism in Eukaryota, Metazoa, Chordata, Actinopteri, Siluriformes, Clariidae. The record is from RefSeq and is a predicted model, not a curated record.
CCGGGACGUGUGCAUGGUGUCACUGCGAGAGUGAAAGACCAGCAGAAGGAAGAGGACGGUGUGUGUGUGUUCUGGUGUGGCGGCGUGGAGCUGAACAUUUUGCUAUGUUAGUGUGGAGACGCAUGGAAAUGAGAAGGGACGUUUGCAGCAGACUAUGGCUUUGUGAAAAGAACUUCACUAAAUCCACAGACAGACAACAAUCUCAGCUAACGUAAUUCAAGGCUCUGAUUCCCCUCAUCCCACUUCUGUGACUCAUUUACCUUUCACAUGAAUAUAAUUUCUACAUCUUUCUUCCUGUUAGAUGUGGUAAAGAUGCACUGGUCGUCUGAGUGGGCAGAGCAACAUUAUGACAUCACGUCCACCACCUCACCUCCUGCCCACCCUAAGCCAGUUUCAUACCCACAGCCCACUCAUCCCACUUUCUCUGGGUAUUCCGAUGACAUUGGCGCCCUCAGUGCCUCCACCCUGCUGAAGCGCUAUGCCGAAAGGUAUUCCUUCAGCCCGGUCUACCCAGAGCCUGGAGCCUUCCGGAGGACUGAUCCCACCCAGGAUGCCUGGUCUAUCGGCUAUAACCCAGAAGGGAUAGAUGGAAUAAAAGGUUCUUUAGCAAGUGCAAGUAAUCUUUCGGAGCAAUUCAGUAAUGGCACCAUAUCUCAGGAUUAUACCUCUACCUACAGCGGCUCACACUUGUACCCCCGACCCACUUACUUGCACCAGCCAGCUUUUGCUUUACCACCAACCUACCCACCUCCUGCACCAGUCUAUACCUAUCCCCCGGGUCUAACCACCCCUAGUUCUCCUUCCCUUUUAACACCUCUGAGCAGUGGCCUCCAAACUGCUCAUGGCGCUCAGGCUCUGAAACGACCCGAGGAGUUCCAAGAACAUAAGACUUUUGGAUUCGACCAAAACAAAAGCACCAGAUUGUCAUCCUAUACAGCCAGGGAAAACACAGAGCAGCCUAUCAGCAACGGCAUCCCAAGCAGUGGUACAGAUCUUCAGCCCUUCAGGCCAGACAGGCUUCCCUCGCAGCCAGACAUGAAGGUAGACCUGGUGAGGAAGAGUAGUUAUUUACAGUCAUCAGAGGCAGCGUCUUAUGGUGCUGAGCAGUACACCUACCCCUGAUUUGGCAAAAAUGUAGGUGACUCUGUGGAGCGUUCAUAAGCGCUUUUAUUUGUUGUAUACAUAUGUUCACUUUCCAUUUAAAAAAGAAUGAGAGAGCAGUGACAAGAGUGAUAGUUAAAUGGUUUUAAGUAGGGAUGCACCGAAAUGAAAAUUCUGGGCCGAAACCGAAAUUUUUGGAUGCACUUGGCCGAAAACCGAUACCGAAACCGAAAAUGCCUUCAUUAAAAAACAUGUUUAAAAUAUUUUCUUUUUGUUUGUAUUAAAAAAACUACAAAUUAAUUAAGCAAUCAAACUUUUAUUGAUAAUAAAUAACAGUAAUAAGGCUGUUUAACAAUAACAAAACUUGCUUCCAAGUGCUUCCAAACCGCCGACAUACUCCGUGUUUGAUGCGUAAUGACAGCGCGAACGAGACGGGAGGAUGGGAGAGGCGUGGCGACAAUUUCGGCUUUUAUUUUCUGCGCUUUCUUACGUUUCGGCCGAAACCGAUAAUGCUAUUUCGGCCGAAAAUUUUCGGCGGCAGAAAUUUCGAUGCAUCCCUAGUUUUAAGAUUAAUUCUGGGAAUUUUAAGUAUUUUAUGCUAAAUCACAAUUUAUGAUUCAGAGAUUACUACCAAAAAUCAGAGACGUUUAUACUUUAUUCCACCACACAGGACAGGUUUAUCUUGUACAUAGGUCUGCCAUAAUUUAAAUGUAUAUUGGUGUUUACAAACUGGCCUGAGAGAGCUUCCCUAGUUGUCCCACUGUAACAGGAUCAUGGCCACCCGAGGCUCACCUAUGCCCACGGUGACCAAAGGCCAGUCCGUAUGGUCCGAUCCCAAUGAUGCACAAAUCACUGAUCCAAAGUCAAGACUGGUUACAAUAGAAAAGCAGCAGAAAACCAAGUGCCCUACAACCCACCACUGCACUAGGGGCCUAGCAGGCAAAGGGACCAGGGGACCAAGGCCCCAUGCCAGCAUCCAAACUCCCAGUCAGCACAGCUAGGACUGCAGAACAUCUUCAGGACUUAUUAAAGCUCUACAAAUGUUCAAAAUCCAGACAUUUUUAGGACUCAUUUUAAGCCUUGUACCAAAAUAAUAUUUAGCGUGUCAUCAUUGGGUGUUUAAUCAUGUCUUCUAUUUGUGAAAACAGCCUAAGAAGCAAAUAAGGAGUCUGGAGUUUUAAAGGCCUGCUACAGAUGACCUAAAAGGCUAGUCUGCAUGCUCACUGGACUGAUGUGAAGGUGGGCUCAUUUCAGGAGCCAUUUUAAUUCCUGAUUCUUGCAUAGGAACGAUAAGCAUAGUGAACAUUAUUGAUUAUUGAUCAGCCUUUUUGUAUUGUGAUAAAGACUUAAAGGUUGCAGCCAGCAAGUGAUAACUGUUGAUGCAACAUGAAAGAAUGACUAAAGAACAACUAGGAUCUUGGAACAAAAGUUUUCUCAUACACUUUUGCCUUAAUCAUGUUACUCUCCCAUAGCAAGACCCCAAAGCAGUAACACCUCCAGGAGACUUCUGAACUCCUUAGUUCCUCAGAAGGCUCCCAAACCUUGUGGAAGCACAGCCUAUAUCCUUAGAGCUCUACAUUUCCUUUUCCUCUGAGUGACUAUUGUUCUCUAACCCCCGCUCUGUAAGUAAUCAGUCAGUGUAGUGGAGCAUAAGCCUCGGCAAGCACUAAUCCCCCGAACCAAUCGAUAAAUUCCAAUGGCAUGGAGGUUGAAGAUGGAGAGUUAAGGAGGGGAAAAUCUUCUUAGACAUUUUAAAGAUGAAGUAAAUGGUCUGGUAUUUAUACUCAGGAAAAAUACUCAGGAAUUUAGGAUAUUAAAAGUUUACAAGGUUUUUUUUUUGAAGAAUGUAAUGUUUUAUUAAUGGACACUACUUGUGACACAAACUCGCACAAAGAACUACAAGAAAUAUGCAAGUGGUGAACCUUCAGAAAAGAGAGGUUACUCUGCAAAUCAUGAAUGUCUCUACAGUAUCUCAUGGAAGAAGAUUAUUGUUAUUAUUAUUUACUUUUUCUGUUUCGUUAAUGAUAAAACAUAAGUUCAUGCUUAGCUGAGUAACAAAGGUUUAGCUAGUCUGUAUGUUUACAAUGAACACUUUACCAUUUAUUUACUGGUCAUUUUUGGCAUUGAAUCAGACACAAUUGUACUUAGAUAUUAUUAAUGUUGAAAAGUUAAUUGAAUCUGAUCAUGUUAAUCAUGGUGUUCUUUAUUACAUAAAACUAUUUUUUGGUCUUGUGCUGUUUUGUACUCCAUAGGAACACAAUGUUUUUGUGAUUAUAGAAAUCAGCAUAAAAUCUUUAUAUCUAUUUUGAACAAAAUUGAGAUUAAAUAGUUUUACAUAGACAAAUGUGUCAUAAAUGCUGCAUGUCCAAUCUUUAGUUGGAAAUAUUUGUGUUUCUAGUUUAAUACUUGUCAAAAAAUAAACUCUACCUCAUGCUUGUAUAAUGAUUUUUCUUUGACAUCCGGUGUGAUUGCAAGUGUAUUUUUGUUUGUUUUUAAUUCUGAAAAUCUUUAAGCGUUCCUGCAAAAUAAAA